Molecule: messenger RNA, 1112 nt
Organism: Carica papaya (papaya)
Lineage: Eukaryota; Viridiplantae; Streptophyta; Magnoliopsida; Brassicales; Caricaceae
Source: RefSeq, a predicted model, not a curated record
UAGAACAGACAUCCUGAAUGUUGCAAUAUACUAUGGAGUAGUGGAAAUUAUAAGUAUAAGCCUCCAAUAUUUUCCUGAUCUGUUUUGGUUACCCGUAGCACGAGAACGGAAUCUGUUACAAGCUGCUAUAGAAAUGAGACAAGAAAAUGUUUUCAAUCUUCUUAAAGACAUGAACAUGAGUAGAUCAUUGGCUCUUCAAUCUGAUGGAUCCAAAAACACUAUCUUGCAUCUAGCAGCAAAGUUGGCACCUCCGAGACAACUAUCUUCUAUUUCUGGUUCGGUUCUACAAAUGCAGAGGGAGUUGCAGUGGUUUAAGGAAGUGGAGAAAUUAAUGCCUCCCAUGCUUAACAGGAACGCUCAAAACCACGAGAAGAGAACCGCAUGGGAAGUAUUCACCGAAGAACACAAGGAGCUAGUAAAGAAAGGAGAGGAAUGGAUGAAAGGAACAUCAAAUUCUUGCAUGGUUGUUGCAACUCUCAUUGCUACAGUUGCUUUUGCUGCUGCUUUUACUGUUCCGGGCGGCAACAAAGAGGAUACGGGGAUUCCAUUUUUUCUUUGGACAAACUCAUUUAUGGUGUUUGUGGUGUCUAAUUCAGGGGCUUUGUUUUUUUCUACCACAUCUUUGUUGAUGUUCUUGUCUAUCCUAACUGCUCGUUACGCGGAGGAAGAUUUCUUGAGGUCACUGCCGAAGAGGUUGAUAAUUGGUUUUGCCUCACUCUUUUUUGCCAUAGCUGCAAUGAUGGUCGCUUUCUGUGCAACUCUGUCGAUAGUACUUAGUGAGAGACUAAAAUGGAUCUCAAUUCCCAUUGCUUUGCUAGCGUCUUUCCCAGUUUCAAUGUUUGCAUUGCUGCAACUUCCGUUGUUCGUUCAGAUGCUUCAAUCAACAUAUGGAUCCACCACUUUUCGCCCUCAAAAACUUUGGUAAACAACUGCACAACGAUCCAUUAUUUUUGCAUAAUUCGUUCUUCUCUUUUAACUCUUUCCCUUUGAUCGCUAAAAUAGUUUAAUUUUCUCUUAUUUAGUGUAUCACUUAACAAUGACACCAAUUUUACCUCUCAAUUUGACGGGUGUGUUUGUGUGUAUGUAUACAUAUAUAUAUAUAUAUAUAUAUU